GUUACCGGUCUCGCCAUGGAGCGGAAAGGUGAGCGGUGGAGCGGCCUGCGCCACGAGGGGCAACGGCCUCCGGGGCGAGGCCCGAGUCAGAGCCAAGAGCCUCGCCUCACCGCCGCCGUCCGGAAACCGGGCGUGCGGCGCUGCUCCUCUGAGGUGGCGCCUCCCCUCACCCUCCGCCUCUGGUCGGUGGGUCGGCGCCCCUCAGGCCGGGCGUCCUCCGGGGUUGGCCGUCACCGCCCCUUGUUCUCCGCCAGGUCGGCUCGCGCCGCGCGGCCACUCCUGCACCCGGCCAUCCGGCCACGCCGAGUCUCGGCCCGGCCCGAGCUCCCUCGGGCGCACCCCGGCUGGGCGCUGCUCCGCGCCCCGUGGGCCGCCGGCCUCCCGGUUCCAGCCGCGGCACUGGCCUCGCAGCCGCCCCUGAGGCUGGCCCCGCGACUCGGCCUGGCGCCCCUGCUGGGUCUCCACCCUCGGCUGGGUCGCCUCCUUUCCGCCACAUUUGUCCUUCAUCCAUCCCUCUCUCCUGCAGUGCUUGCGCUCCAGGCCCGAAAGAAAAGGACCAAGGCCAAGAAGGACAAAGCCCAAAGAAAAUCUGAAACUCAGCACCGAGGCUCUGCCCCACACUCUGAAAGCGAUCUCCCAGAACAGGAAGAAGAGAUUCUGGGGUCCGAUGAUGAUGAGCAAGAGGACCCUAAUGAUUAUUGCAAAGGAGGUUAUCAUCUUGUGAAAAUUGGAGAUCUAUUCAAUGGGAGAUACCAUGUGAUCCGAAAGUUGGGUUGGGGGCACUUUUCAACAGUGUGGUUAUCAUGGGAUAUUCAGGGCAAAAAGUUUGUGGCAAUGAAAGUAGUUAAAAGUGCUGAACAUUAUACUGAAACAGCAUUAGAUGAAAUCCGGUUGCUGAAAUCAGUUCGCAAUUCAGACCCUAAUGAUCCAAAUAGAGAAAUGGUUGUACAACUACUUGAUGACUUUAAAAUAUCAGGAGUUAAUGGAACACAUAUCUGCAUGGUAUUUGAAGUUCUGGGACAUCAUCUGCUCAAGUGGAUCAUCAAAUCCAACUAUCAGGGGCUUCCACUGCCUUGUGUCAAAAAAAUUAUUCAGCAAGUAUUACAGGGUCUGGAUUAUUUACACACCAAGUGCCGUAUCAUCCACACUGACAUUAAACCAGAAAACAUCUUGUUAUCAGUGAAUGAACAGUAUAUACGAAGGCUAGCUGCAGAAGCAACAGAAUGGCAGCGAUCUGGAGCUCCUCCACCUUCUGGGUCUGCAGUCAGUACUGCUCCUCAACCUAAACCAGCUGACAAAAUGUCAAAGAAUAAGAAGAAGAAAUUGAAGAAGAAGCAGAAGCGCCAGGCAGAAUUACUAGAGAAGCGAAUGCAGGAGAUUGAGGAAAUGGAGAAAGAGUCGGGCCCUGGGCAAAAAAGACCUAACAAGCAAGAAGAAUCAGAGAGUCCUGUUGAAAGACCCUUGAAAGAAAACCCACCUAAUAAAAUGACCCAAGAAAAACUUGAAGAGUCAAGUUCCAUUGGCCAGGAUCAAACACUUAUGGAACCUGGUGUAGAGGGUGGUGCAGCAGAAAUUAAUUGCAAUGGAGUAAUUGAAAUCAUUAAUUAUACUGAGGACAGUAAUAAAGAAUCAUUGAGGCUUAAAGAGGAUCUACAUAAUGCUAAUGACUCUGAUGUCCAAAAUGUUCAAAAUUUGAACCAGGAACCUAAUUUUCUAAGUUCCCCAAAUGGAGACAGUCAUCCAACUCAAGAAGCAAACUCUUAUACAACUGUACCCUCUGGGGUGUCAGAUACCAUGGUAUGCCAGUCUUCAUCUGUAGACCAGUUAUUGAAUGAACAGAACAUCAGCCAGCUUCAAGAAAGCAUUCGCGCAGAGAUACCAUGUGAAGAUGAGCAAGAGCAGGAACAUAAUGGACCACUGGACAACAAAGGAAAAUCCACUGCUGGCAAUUUUCUUGUCAAUCCCCUUGAGCCAAAAAAUGCAGAAAAACUCAAAGUGAAGAUCGCUGAUCUUGGAAAUGCCUGUUGGGUGCACAAACAUUUCACUGAAGAUAUUCAAACAAGGCAGUAUCGCUCCCUGGAAGUUCUGAUAGGAUCUGGCUAUAAUACACCUGCUGACAUUUGGAGCACAGCAUGCAUGGCCUUUGAAUUAGCCACAGGCGACUAUUUGUUCGAACCUCAUUCAGGGGAAGAGUAUACUCGGGAUGAAGAUCACAUUGCAUUGAUCAUAGAGCUUCUGGGAAAGGUGCCUCGCAAGCUCAUUGUGGCAGGGAAAUACUCCAAGGAAUUUUUCACCAAAAAAGGUGACCUGAAGCACAUUACGAAGCUGAAACCCUGGGGCCUUUUUGAGGUCCUAGUGGAGAAGUAUGAGUGGUCUCAGGAAGAGGCGGCUGGCUUCACAGAUUUCUUACUGCCCAUGUUGGAGCUUAUCCCUGAGAAGAGAGCCACUGCUGCUGAGUGUCUCCAGCAUCCUUGGCUGAACUCGUAAGCCUCUAACCAGCCCUGCAGCAGAGAUCACACACUGAUCUUCAGCCCUCCUCUCCAAGCAUUCCCCUCUGCCCUUUUUAGGGUGAAGCUCUUUCAAGGGUUCCCCUCCUCCUCCCCCCAUCCUCCACCCCAUCCUAAACCAACAUCUUCAUUUGGGUUUGCUUACUUGACCCUGUGGAAAUCCACACAGCCAUUGGGCAUCCUAGGUGACUUCAGCUUUGGUUGGGCUCUGCCAAAGACUACCAAACUAAAAAUACAGAACAGCCUUUCAUGCUGUACCCCUGCCUUCCCAUCAGGACAUGUAUAAAUUAUCAGCACCCCCCCCCCUUUUUUUUUUUUUUUUUUUUAAGAAAGGUUUGAAGAUGUGUGAGCCCAUCCUUUUAUUCUGACUCUAAGAGUCAAAUUUUCUAGUGCAUAUCUUGUUGCUACAUGAGGAUGAGGAGAGGGGAAAGUGGUAAAUCUGUGUCCAGCAGAAACAUUAAACAUGCUAUAUCCAGGCUGCAU
Molecule: messenger RNA, 2990 nt
Organism: Dipodomys spectabilis (banner-tailed kangaroo rat)
Lineage: Eukaryota; Metazoa; Chordata; Mammalia; Rodentia; Heteromyidae
Gene: Srpk1
Product: SRSF protein kinase 1
Biological process (GO): protein phosphorylation; spliceosomal complex assembly; regulation of mRNA processing
Molecular function (GO): protein kinase activity; ATP binding
Source: RefSeq, a predicted model, not a curated record